AUGUGGUUGGUCCUGCCCAGUUGUGGAAGCUCAGCAAGAGUCCUUAUAGCACGUCAUCGGCUACGCUGCAUACCUACUUCCACGGCCCGGCAAGCAAUGAGCGGGCGUACCCGGAACGGGACGCGCAUCCAGCUACCGGCCCAGGCCGAACGGAGACCUCUCCUCGGGCGCCAUCGGACAACAGACACGGAUCUGCUCUACAGUUGCACCGCCAACAGCCUGCACAGCCACCUGCCCGUCUACACGAACAUCCAUCGCAUACGCAGGGAUAUCAUAUCCAUCGUCGAGGACUAUCUCAGUCUCGAGCAGCUGCGUGAUGUCAGGAUCAACAUCGCCGUCGUUCGGCCCCUGGUGGACAAGUUGUACGAACUAGACGACAUUUCCAUCGUCUACUGUUUGCUGGUCAAUCGGGCCCAGUUCUUGUAUGAGCAGUCUCACUUGAACAAUCGCCACAAUGUCAAUUUCAGCCGGGCGACGCUCGCCGAGCUCGUGGCGACGAGGAUUUUGAGGCGUUUUAGUGAGGACAAUGAGGGCGCCGACGGCUUGCUCCUGCUGUCCAACAUUCUGGUGGCCGGGUUUGAGCCCUUUCAGAACGCCCCGGAGGAGGUACGUGAAGAGGCCCAGGCAGCUUCCGACACGACCUACAACCGGACACUGCCUUCCUUGGAGAUUGCCAUCCUCACCGAAAGCAAGUACUUCCUGAGCUCGACGCCUUGUCAAAAAGUUGUCGAUGCCAUUUAUGAAGGGAGAAUCAUGUACACGCCAUCAAGCUACAUCGACAUCAUCCCUGACCACUAUAAACACAAGCCAAUCUCGCUCUACAACCCUCGUGAAGGCCCCAUGCUGAAUCAGUAUCGCCUCAUGGUACCGAGGACCAGGAACAUCCUUGACGUACUCUCCUUCUUGAUUCUCCUCUCAUUAUACCUCCUCGUCAUGGCAGAACGCAGCCCGGAACACUUUGGGUAUCUGGAGGCCUGCUUUGCUAUUUAUGCGUUUGGUUGGUCUCUUGAUCAAUUCGCGACUAUUCUCGAGCAUGGAUGGCACGUGUACACGCAGAAUCUGUGGUCCUUUCUAGAUGUUACGUUUAUCGGUAUCUACGCCGUGUACGCUUUUCUACGCAUUGAUGGUGCAUGGGUGGAUGACCUGGUGCCCAAGCAGCAGGCCCUCGACGUCCUCGCCAUGGCGGCGCCGGUCCUUGUACCGCGACUGGCUUUCAACCUGCUCUCGGACAAUAUUGUCGUCUUGUCGCUUCGCUCCAUGAUGGCUGACUUCUUCCUGCUGACAUUGCUGUCCGCCUGGUGCUUUGGUGGCUUCUUGCUGUCGCUGCUCUGGCUUGGGGAGGGCAAGCAUCCUCCUGUCAAGUGGAUGCUCUGGAUCUGGUUUGGUCUCGACGGUUCAGGCAUAGAAAAGUCGGUGCACUUUCAUUGGCUGCUCGGACCUGUCUUGAUGGUCGCUUUUGCCUUCCUCGGAAACACACUCUUCCUGACCAUUUUGGUGUCCAUGCUUUCGAACACGUUCAGCAAGAUUGUGGCCAACGCUACAGCGGAGAUUCAGUUCCGUCGCGCAGUGCUGACACUUGAAGGCGUCAAGAGCGACGCCGUCUUCUCAUACCAGCCGCCGUUCAACAUCCUGGCCGUCUUCCUAUUGCUGCCUCUCAAAUUCGUCGUCAGCCCUCGCUGGUUCCACAAGAUCCACGUGGCCAGCGUGCGAACCGUCAACUUGCCGCUUCUACUCAUCAUCGCCAUUGCAGAGCGGCGUGUCCUGUGGCCGGCAGAGACGUCGAAGAAGGAAGCGGCAAAUCACCUGAUUCCGAGGCUCAAACAGUGGUUCUGGGUCAACUGGCGCAUCACGGCGCACCGUGACAUUCGCGCCGUGUUUGACCUGCCGCCACCUGAGUCUGUCGAGGACGACAUUGCCGUGGAUGACGAGCUGACGCACCACCUCAUCCGUCGCCAGUUCACGCGGCAGCAGACAAGCGACUCCAUCCCCCAGAAAGGUCUCAACAGGCGGGACUCAAUGUUCCCGGGAGUGACGCCGAGGUUGCGCGGGUCGUUCACGGGGAGCGAGGACAUGCACGACGUCAACAGCCGGCUCGAGUCGGUUGAGGCUGCAACGGCGAGGAUAGAGAGCAAGGCUGGCGCAACUGUGCGGAAACCAAAAGCGACAAUUCCGAGUCCAAUCUAG
This is a messenger RNA of Verticillium alfalfae VaMs.102, 2184 nucleotides long. RefSeq lists its product as hypothetical. The transcript has 5 exons. The record is from RefSeq and is a predicted model, not a curated record. Bases 1 to 2184 code for a protein of 727 amino acids. NCBI's taxonomy places the organism in Eukaryota, Fungi, Ascomycota, Sordariomycetes, Glomerellales, Plectosphaerellaceae.